Messenger RNA from Parathielavia appendiculata, 1807 nucleotides. RefSeq names its product acid protease. The transcript has 2 exons. Gene Ontology annotation, molecular function: aspartic-type endopeptidase activity. Gene Ontology annotation, biological process: proteolysis. Lineage: Eukaryota; Fungi; Ascomycota; Sordariomycetes; Sordariales; Chaetomiaceae. The record is from RefSeq and is a predicted model, not a curated record. The coding region runs from base 168 to 1655 and encodes 495 amino acids.
ACCCAUGCCCGUAUAAAUCAUGCAGGGUCCCUGAAUGAUCGGCACCGGCGUGAUCCGCUUCCUUCCCAUCAUUGUCUGCCUCCGUCUUUGUAUUUCCUAUUCUUUUCUUCUAACUCUUUUCUCGCUACUAUUUGCUGAGAGGCCGGGACGCCGGCCGGAGACGCACGAUGCUGCCCCUCGUUCUCGCCGCGUCGUUAUUAGCGCCCGUCGUCGCUGCCGCCGCGGCGCCCCGCCGGGUCAUCACACGGGGCGACGGCAUCAUUCGGUCUCCAAUCCGCGCAAUCCCCGACCCUGCCUCGAAGCUGCGAGUGCGACAAAAUGAAGUCGAGGUUGAGAACCAGAGAGCCGGGACGAGAUAUGCCGUUGAAGUGCAGGUCGGGACACCGCCUCAGACAUUGACUCUGAUUCUCGACACUGGCUCGCCCGACACAUGGAUCAACCCCUCGUGCGACACGGCCAACGUGCCCUCCGACUGCCGGUCUUUCGGGCAAUUCGAUUCCGCCGAGAGUUCCUCCUUCGAGGCGACCAAGGACCGCGACGUUCUCGUCUACGGCAUCGGCAACGCGACCGUACAAUAUGUCUACGAGACGCUGACAAUAGGCUCCGCAACCAUCGAGAAACAGCAGAUCGGCAUCGCGCUCGAAUCCCACAUGAUCCCGCUCGGCAUCCUCGGCAUGUCUCCGCCGCUCCGCGGAGUUAACGACUACCCAUACGUUCUCGACACCAUGGUCGACCAGGGCCUCAUCCAGAGCCGCGCCUUCAGCGUCGACCUACGUGGUGUAGACAACCCCAACGGCGCCCUCAUCUUCGGCGGAAUCGACACGGGCAAGUACAUCGGCGACCUGGCCAAGCUCCCCAUGCUCGACCGCGAGGACACACCGCUCGGCGCCGACCGCUAUUACGUGACCAUGACGGGCGUCGGCCUGACGCUCCCCGACGGCACCGUCACGCAGUCCGAGGAGAUCGCCGUGCCGGUAUUCCUCGACACGGGCUCCACCUUCACCCGCCUGCCGACGCCCAUCUACCAGGCCUUUGCCGCGUCCUUCGCGAGCGCCCAGUACGACCCAGAGUCGGGAUACUAUUUUGUCGACUGCGAGGUGACCGAGCUAGAGGGGGCGUCCAUCGACUUUUACUUUGGCUCCAAGACCAUCCGCGUGGCGCUCAACGACUUCAUCUGGCAGGUGCAGGGGUACUGCAUCCUGGGCGUGCUGCCGGACGACGAGGAGCCGAUCUUAGGGGACACCUUCUUGCGGGCGGCGUACGUCGUGUUCGACCAGGACAACCGCAACAUUCACAUUGCUCAGGCGGCAAACUGUGGGACGAAUCUGGUGGCGAUUGGGUCCGGCGAGGAUGCGGUGCCCAGCUCGACAGGCGACUGCACGGAACUGCCGACCCCAACGGCUGCGGCGGAUAGCUUGGAUGUCACGGCCACCAGGGCGCCGACAAAUACCUUUACCGGCACUGCCCGGCCAACUAUUAACCAGGGGCCCGGCCCGGCAGCUUCAAAGGGGACCGGCGGGGGUACCGCGCCGCAGCCGACGACGACGACGACGGGGAGAUCAGGGUCGCAAAAUGCGGCUGGGCGGGGGGUGGAGCUUGGGUUUGGCGCGAUAGUGACUUUUGGAGUGGUGAAUCUGUUGACUUUGUUCCUUUAGUCGGGCAAGUUGGCGGGCGUCGUUUGCACUUCCUGAUACCUAAUCAAUGUCUUGUUGAGUGUUUAUUUGCAGCGGAUAUGGGUGUGAUGCUUGGGGGCUUGAUGCUUGCAUACUCGGCGUUUUCUUGGGCAUGUUUGUUGAGCGUCUGCAUC